Messenger RNA from Colletotrichum gloeosporioides, 2769 nucleotides. RefSeq lists its product as uncharacterized. The transcript has 4 exons. NCBI's taxonomy places the organism in Eukaryota, Fungi, Ascomycota, Sordariomycetes, Glomerellales, Glomerellaceae. The record is from RefSeq and is a predicted model, not a curated record. Bases 1 to 2769 code for a protein of 922 amino acids.
AUGUCUUUCGAAGGCUUGGUCCCCGCGGAAUUUUUCACAUUCGAAGGCCGUCUUGCCUCCUUCAAACAAUCCUUCCCUCAACCGAAACGACGCGCAUCUGGCGCAGGGAAAGGCGCCUCGAAGAACCUGACAUGGCCGCACGCAAAAUAUCUUUUGCCCGAGGACCUCGCGAAAGCAGGUUUUGUAUGGCGUCCGUUUCCCGAGAACCCCGAUAAUGUCGCGUGCUUUUUAUGCAAUAAGUCCCUCGAUGGGUGGGAAGAAGGCGACAAUGCCCUGGAGGAGCAUGUUAAGCACGCUCCUAACUGUGGGUGGGCUAUUGUUGCCGGCAUUGAAGCGAACGUGGGCAACCUCGCGUCGGAGGAUCCUUCCAGCACCCGCAUGAUCAACGCGAGGAAGGAGACUUUCGGUGGGCGCUGGCCGCAUGAUGGCAAGAGAGGCUGGAAGUGCAAGACUAAGCAGCUUGCGGAGGCCGGAUGGAAGUACACGCCUUCCCUGGAAUACGAUGACAUGGCGACGUGUACCUACUGCGACCUGGCAUUAGACGGGUGGGAACAGGGUGACAAGCCUUGGGACGAGCAUAGCAACCGAUCACCGGAAUGCCCAUUUUUUGCCCUCGUGGAACAGUACGGCGCAACCAAGAAGCCAAGGGCCAAGGCAGCUAGAGGCUCCAAGACGGCGGCGCGAUUGUCCGUUCAAUCCGUAGCGACAGCAGCAUCAGAUAUCACUACUCUUACCGACGCCGCCGCCGAGGUGGACGACAGCGUUUUGACGACCGCCUCAAUGCCUGGCAAAAAGGGAUCAAGGGCCAAGAAGGCCACGACAACGGCGAAGGGCAGGAAGACCAAGGCGAAGAAGGACGAGCCUGUCGAGGUUGUAGAGAGCGAGCCUAUGGAGGCAGAAGACCCAGCACCACCCCCCAAGCCCGCCCGCGGUCGCAAGCGCACAAGCGACGAAGCGGACGAAUCUGCGAUGACCGUCUCCGAGGCACCCGCACCGAAAAAACGCGCGCCGCGUGGUCGCAAGGCUGCUGCAGACAGCUCCGUCAUUGACCAAUCGCAACAAGACAUUAGUAUUGCUGAUGCGCCGGCACCUGCAAAAGCACCCAAGGGCCGCAAGACCGCUCGUGCGUCCGGUACCAAGGGGACGCGAAAGGCUUCGGGACAGUCGCUCAAGUCAACGGCUUCCACUGCCUCAUUAAGAGCUGCGCCUGGUGCUUUCCCCGAAGAAGAUGACGAGAUUCAACGACAACUCGAGGCAGACUUGGAGCGUCCCUUGACUGAUGACGAGGACAUCAUGCAAGACUCUGAUUCCGAAAGGCAAAAGGUUCCUGCUCCGAAGCCAAAGACGAAGAAGGCCCAUGUGCCCCAAGAUGAAGCGGCCAGCCCUGAGCGGGCAGACAGCCAAAUGUUCGAUGCCGAGCCGUACGUGGCCGACGAAGCAGCCGUCGACGAGGAGUUGAAGCAGCUCGAGGCCGAGAUGACCAUCGACGAGCCCGAAGUCCUCGAGGUUCCCAAGAAGGGACGAAAGGCAGCUGGCCCUCGCAAGGUCUCGAAGCAGACCAAGGCUCAGAAGGCCAAGGCUGCGCCAGUUCCUGUCGAGGAAGACGAGCUGUCCAUGGCAGUCGAACCGGAAGCGCCAGUUGAGCCAGCCCAGCCUGAAGAGCGCGUUGACCCAGAGGAGGACGAGAUCAGCACUGCUACUGUCAUCACGAAGACUACCAACAACGCCCGCAUGAGCACCAGCAGCCGCACCAGCACCGGCAGCACCGGCAGGAAGCGCGGCCGCCCGUCCAAGAAGUCGCUUGAACUGCGUGCUUCCCUUGAGGCUAGCAAGACAGAGGAGGUUGAUAUGGUUGAGCCUGAAGUGGCUGAGCCUGAGGCUGAACCAGAGCCAGUUGCUGAACCUGAAGUCGAGCCUGAAGAAGUCGUCGAGCCCGAACCCGAGGUCGAGUCUGAGCCCGAAGUUGAACCCGAGGCUGAAAUUGAGGCAGAGGAAGUGCCUGAGCAGGACGAAGAGGAGGCGGACGAAGUUGACGAGGUCUCCGCAAGGCAAUCAUUUGCGUCGGCGCGCCAGACGCCAGCGCCAGCUGAGCCGCAAGAUGAUGAGGCAGAGGAUGAAGAUGAGCCCCAAAAUGAGAAGGAGGGCGAAGAAGAAGAAGAUGAAGAGGAGGAGCCAGAGUCAGAAGCCCCCGAGCCAACACCUCAACCCAAGCAGCAGCCGAAGAAGAAGAGCCUUCCACCUGCAUCCUCUUCCCCAGUGGUUGCUGCCCCCUCGACACGUCGCAGCCUUCAACAACAAACAGCGGCUCCGCGUAUUUCACCUGCUCAGUCAGCUCGUCAACCAGCUGUUUCUCCCUCGCCAUCUCCUCAAUCCUCCGACGCAGAGAACCAGCCGCCUUCCUCAAGAUCUGCUACCGCAAAGAAGCGUGUGAUGCAAGCACCCUCAUCCACGCCGGCGCGCCCCAACUCACCGACUAAGCGCAAGGUUCUGGCUAGUCUCCAGAGUACAACGCCUUGGAACCCGGUCGAUAUCGACCUCAUCUUUGGGUCGCCCGAGAAGUCGGAUAAGAGGAAUGCUGUUGACAGGCUGCUGCACAAGGGCACCGAGCUCACCAGCCCGGAGAAGAGGAUGACGGUUGAGGAGUGGAUCCACUUCAACGCGAACCAGGCCGAGGAGAGGCUGCGUCAGGAGUGCGAGGCCAUGGUCAGCAAGUUUGAGAACGAGGGCACCAAGGCUAUGAAUGUUUUGGAAGGCCUGGUUGCGGAGUAA